This is a messenger RNA of Heterobasidion irregulare TC 32-1, 1047 nucleotides long. RefSeq lists its product as uncharacterized. Lineage: Eukaryota; Fungi; Basidiomycota; Agaricomycetes; Russulales; Bondarzewiaceae. The transcript has 5 exons. The coding region runs from base 1 to 1047 and encodes 348 amino acids. The record is from RefSeq and is a predicted model, not a curated record.
AUGGCCAAAGCCGUCGAGCGAAUAUUCACGGAAAUCGGCGACAAUUCGCGGGUUCUCGCGGCACGAAACUGUCCAGGCCGGCCGCCUCUUUCCCUGCUCGACCCGCCCUUCCAUCCCUCCCGUCCGAUCUGCGCCCCCCGCCUUCCACACGUCCUCGCCCCUCCCGCCAGAAACGGCCAUCCGCAUCCCUCAUCCGUCCUAGCUGCCCGGCGUCCCCCAGGAUCCACAUCGGGCGGGGACGCUCCUCCGCUUUCCAGCUCUCCUCCCCGAGCUUAUCUUGGAAUCGGCUGUCAGCCCCCCGCGCGACCCUCGAGUCCCACGCACUCACCGUCGAAGAUCUCCCCCCGUGCGAUCCUCGAGAGCCGGCGCUUGACAGACGCCGGCAAGCAACGCCAGUCGCUGCCAGCCCCCGCACAGCGUCCUUCACAAUUCACACCCUACGCGCGCCGCGAACCACCUCCGAAGCCAAGAAUCCCGAUCGCAUCCGCGCCGUCCAGGCAGUCAGUCCCCAACCAGUCCCCUCUGCACGUCCGGGAAAAGAACCCCUCGUCCCGAACGCUCGCGGCUCCCCGUCUCGCUGUCAGCGCGCCACGCACACCCUGGACGGCGCGGUUCGACGGGAGUUGGCCAUCAGUCGGAUCGACAACUACUGUCACUUGUCAUGCCCGCUUUUUGCCUCUCCGCAUCUCCGCUGCUCGUGCGCGCGUCAUUCCCGAGGCAUGGAACCAGCCUAAGGACGCUCAUACGCAGUUCGUCGUGCAGGACGAACGCCAGUCGCUGGGAGAUGUGGAUGCGAGACAGACGUGGACGCCACAAGACCCCCGAUAUAGCCAGUCUUCGCGACUGCAGAAUCGCGAGACUUCCAUCGCCCCCGCCGCGACGGUCCCAGCGCAUCAGCGCCGAGGUCCCGCUGGGACCUGGGCAACACGCACCCGGCCGCGCUCGAUGCGACGGAAUUCGAUCGCUUUCGCGGUCGUCACCGCCACUUCUCACGUCGUCUCACGCGACGCGACGCCAGGCGACGCCCCGAACAGAGCGUUUCCGUGA